This is a messenger RNA of Scheffersomyces coipomensis, 1503 nucleotides long. RefSeq names its product putative GTPase (gene MTG2). The transcript has a single exon. Bases 1 to 1503 code for a protein of 500 amino acids. Lineage: Eukaryota; Fungi; Ascomycota; Pichiomycetes; Serinales; Debaryomycetaceae. The record is from RefSeq and is a predicted model, not a curated record. Gene Ontology annotation, cellular component: mitochondrion. Gene Ontology annotation, molecular function: magnesium ion binding; GTP binding; GTPase activity.
AUGUAUCCUACUUCUAAUCAUGAGAUCUUAACUGAUAUUUCAACGGAAGGGUUGCCGGAAGAAUACAUUAAAAAUCCAAGAAAUAAAGACAGUUUUAUCAAAUACUACGAUAAUGGUAUUGAUAAUUGGGGAUACAAUUCACGAAUUCUUUCAUUAGCCGAUUAUUUUGAAGGUAAUUCUCAUCAUGUUCAUCAUGUAUUCUAUAAUAAUCAACAACAAUCACUUAUGACUCGUGGGAAACGAGUAGAAAAUCGUACUUUCAUAGAUUUGAAACUUAUAAGAUGUACCACUGGUAAAGGAGGUAAUGGUGCUAUUACAUUUUUCCGUGAUGCUAAUCGACCAUUAGGACCACCUGAUGGUGGUGAUGGAGGAGAUGGGGGAUCUAUAUAUUUCACAGUGGUUGAUAAAAAUAUGAGUUCAUUACAUAGAUUAAAAAGGACCUAUGAAGCUGGGAAUGGUGUUAAUGGGAAAGGGUCACAAUUAGAUGGUAAGAGAGGUGAUGAUAUAAUCAUUGAAAUUCCAGUGGGGACAACUAUAAAAUGGAUACCUGAUCCAUUAACCUUAAGGAAAUAUCUUAGUAGAAGAGAAGGAGAAAAAUUAGAUGAUAUAAAAUUGAAAAUUCAAUGUGAUCAAUUUAAUAAUAUUCAAUUAAUUAGAGAAACAAAUUGGACUGUGGGUGAAGGAUGGAGUUUUACAGAAGGAGAUCGAGAAUUUUAUGAAACUCGAGAUUAUUUUAAUGAAUUGAAUGAAAAAGUGAAAGAAAAUGAUCAUGAAAUCAUUCAAGAAGAAUUAAAAUUCGAUACAUUUCCAAUAUUAGGCUUAGAUUUAAGUAAACCAACUUCCAAACCUGAAUUAUUAUUAAAAGGUGGUAAAGGUGGUAUGGGGAAUAUGCAUUUUUUAACUAAAGAUAUUCGUAAUCCAAACUUUAGUAAAAAGGGGAGAGAAGGUAUAACAUCAUUUUUUUUACUUGAAUUAAAAUUAAUUGCUGAUUUAGGAUUAGUUGGAUUACCUAAUGCAGGAAAAUCAACUUUAUUAAGAUCAAUUUCAAAGGCCAGACCAAGAGUUGGACAUUGGGAAUUCACUACUUUACAACCAACUGUAGGAACAAUAUUCACAACUAUUGAUGAAGAUCCAUUCACAGUAGCUGAUAUUCCUGGUAUUAUUAAAGGAGCAUCUGAAAAUAAAGGUAUGGGAUUAGAUUUCUUAAGACAUAUUGAAAGAUGUGCUGGAUUAGUAUUUGUUAUAUCAUUAGAAUCGAAAAAUCCAAUUAUAGAUUUAGAAGUAUUAUUGAAUGAAGUGGGUGAGAAACGUAUGAAGGAUAAGAAGAUUUUAAUUGUGGCUACCAAAGCUGAUUUAAAUGAAGAUGGUGAGAAUUAUAUGAAUUUAAAACAAUAUAUUGAACCGAAAGGAUGGAAGAUUGUACCAGUUUGUGCAAUGAAGGGUCAAAAUGUUGAAACUUGUAUUAAAUUGAUGAGUGAAGUAGCUUAUCUGGGUAAGAAAUAA